ACAAAAUCACGAAGUGACGCCCAUUCAAAACGUUUUCCUACAGUUUUCGUUCCUUGGUUUGUAACUGGAUCUAAAUAUUUCCGUUAUUUAGCUUCCAACUAUGCUUCUCAAGGAGUAUCGCAUAUGCAUGCCUUUAACAGUUGCCGAAUAUCGGAUAGCUCAGUUAUAUAUGAUUCAGAAAAAGUCUCGUGAAGAGAGUACAGGUCGUGGAAGUGGUGUGGAAAUAUUGAAAAACGAACCUUAUGAAAAUGGUCCUGGAGGAAAAGGUCAAUACACAUUUAAAAUUUAUCAUGUGGGUAGCCAUUUACCAGCUUGGCUUCGUAAUAUACUGCCAUCAUCGGCUCUACGUGUUGAAGAAGAGGCAUGGAACGCGUAUCCAUACACCAGGACAAUUUAUAAAGUCCCUUUUGUCGAAAAGUUGGUACUCGAUGUGGAAACAUAUUUUUUCGACGAUGCUGGAGAACAAGAUGAUGUUUUCAACCUUUCACCGGAUGAAAGAAAGGCACGUAUCAUUGAUUUUAUUGAUAUCGUAAAAGAUUCAAUUACUGGAAGUGAUUAUAAACCAGAAGAAGAUCCUAGUAUUUAUGUAUCAGAAGCAACUGGUCGUGGUCCAUUGUCACCUAAUUGGCGUGAGGAAUUUAUUCAUGCUCAACAAGUGACUCAUGAAACUUAUGAAAAACCACCGACUCGAACUCAUGAUAAUUCACCAGCUACUGUUGAAUGUCUAAAGCCACUUCAUAAACGUAUUAUGUGUGCAUAUAAACUUUGUCGAGUAGAAUUCCGUUAUUGGGGUACACAAACACGAGUGGAACAGUUUAUCCAUGAUACUGCACUUCGAAAAACUAUGCUAAGAGCACAUCGGCAAGUAUGGGCGUGGCAAGAUGAGUGGUAUGGUCUUACAAUAGAGGAAAUUCGUCGUUUAGAAGAGGAAACAGCUCAAGCAUUAGCGUCUAAAAUGGCUGAUUCAAACCAACUGCCAAAUAAUGGCGACGAGUUAUCUAAGGAAGUUCGAUCAACAACACCAAGCGGCAAUGCAACUAUGAAUGCUAUUGAAGUGAAAUGUGAUCAGUCUGAUGAAAAUUGUGAAUCUGAUUCAAGCACAGCGACAUCAGAAAAAUUCCAUCUUUCAGUUAAUUCAACUGAUAUUACAGAACAAAAUUUAUGGGCUGAUUUUAAGAAAUUAGAAGCGAACAAUUUUGAACUUGAUGAUUUUGAACCUUUUACAGCACCUUGUGCAGAAUCCGAUGAUGAUACUAGGUCAUUUAUUACAUGUUGUAGCGAUCUUACUGGGAAUACUGAUUAUGCUACUCCUCUUGCGUCAAAUUUCCAGAGUUUUGAUAUUCCAGGAAUAAAAUCUUGCUUUAACCAAAAACCUGUCUCUAGUGUUCAACAAAAUUGUGGUAAACUAAUCCUUAUAUUAGUGAUUCAUGGUGGUUGUAUACUUGAUUCAACUUACGAUUUAACUACAAAACGUUCCGAUAUUUUAACUUUUCGUAAAACAAUCGAAACAGUUACAGCUAAUCACUAUCCAACAUUACAUAAUCGAAUAGCUGUAAAACUUGUACCAUGCCCUACAGAAAUCGGUGAUAUAUUCCGAUUAUUCUCCAAACUGAAAGCUUCACCAGAUCCUACUAGGCCAAUUGAAACUCAAUUGUUACGUGAUUUAAUGCCUUUGGGGAGUAUUCCUUUAUUUUUGAUUAAUUCACCUGGAUAUUCGCGAAUGUUGGAACAAUUAGCAUUUAAUUUGAACACACAUUAUGCGGAGUUUUUACGAUCUCCUGAAGGAAUUCACUUUUCUGGCAAAGUUUGUCUAGUAGCUGACAGUGUUGGUUCAAUUUUGGCUCAUGAUCUUUUAACAAAACCUACUAGUCAUGAGUCAAUAUCGAAUAAUAAUGAUACAAGUAUAACAGAUAUUGGAUUAAUGCGUCGUAAACAAUUUGGUAUUCAUGGUUUAAUACAGUCGGAUAAAGAAAUCAAAACUCCAAUUUUAAUAAACAGCCCAAGUGAAGUCACUUUAUGCCCACCUGAAUCAAAUACUAGUCUAGGAAACGUUGAAUCGUCCAGUCCGGAAAAUGAAGAAUCUAAACUAUAUGGUCGAAUGUCUUCUAUAGACUUUCAGGUACAAAACUUUUUUAUGUUGGGUUCACCAAUUGGUUUAAUAUUGGCAUAUCGUUAUCAAAAACAUCAAUUGGCAUCAUCUACUAAAACAACUAAUUUAAUUAUUAAUUCAUCUUAUAAUAUGACUUAUCAUUUAUCAAAAGAAAUUAAGUUGUCCGUAGAUCAAGCUUAUAAUCUUUUUCAUUUAACUGAUCCAUGCGGUUUUCGUAUUGAACCAUUAUUGGAUAAUCGUUUCAGUUGUAUAUCCCCAAUAAUAAUUCCCCAAUAUGUUCGUUAUCCACUUGGAGAUGGACAGUCAACAAAUCUAAUUGAAACUCUUAUACAACAGGCUGAAUUAUUUUCUGCAAAUGUUUCCGAAAAAUCAUACAAUUUAUCCAAUAGUGAUAAUUCUACGACUAAUGAAAAUAAUGAUGGUUGCGUAAAUGUAAAACGACAAUUGACAAACCAGCAGUUAAAUUGGGAAAAAAAGUCUAUUGUUGCGCUUGAAGCAUUGAAAAAUGUUCAACAGUCAUGGUGGGGACCUAAAAGAGUUGAUUACAAUGUUCAUUGUCCGGAAGCAAUGCAAAAUAUUUUAGCUCGUGCACGUCCUUCAAUUUUGCAUGCAAGCUAUUGGGAAUCAAAAGAUGUAGCAUCUUUUAUUAUACGACAGAUUCUAGAUACACUAGGACUAAGUGUUCUAGAAACAUCAUACUCGGCAGAUUUGUCUGAUGAAAUAGCCGUUACAGAACUGGCUAAAUUAUCAUUGAAUCCGAAUCAGAUUAAAUCACAAACCUAUGAAAUUAUGGAUGAUUCCAGUACACAAAUUUCACAGCAAUCAGAAAAAUGUAGUAGUAGUCAAUCGAGAUUCUCCAACUUCAGUCAUACUUUGUCAUUUGGACCUCGUAAUUUCUUGAAACGAACAUCAUCUGAACGAUUAAAGAAUUUUAAAGCAAAUCAUCGAGCAAAUGAUGUGAUUACUACAACUGGAUCUACACCACUUAUCACAGGUCGAUUUACUUUUGGUGGAUUGGAUUUGAUGAGUUUUUCUUCUGAAAAAAUCCGAGUUGAAAUUCAAUCAAUUAGUGGAUCUUGGGCAUAUGUAUGCACAGAAGUAACUGAUUCUUCUGGACGAAUCCGAUUCUCUUUACCAGAGCAAAUUCAUCUCCCAGAUGGACUAUAUCCUAUUAAAAUGACCGCUGAAUCUGAUCCUGAUCAUCCAGUAAUUAUUACAUUAGCUAUAGUACCUCCUCAAACUGAGGUAGUGGUAUUCAGUGUAGAUGGAAGUUUUGCAGCAAGUCUAUCUCUGAUGGGAAAAGAUCCGAAAGUUCAUCCUGGUGCUGUAGAUGUUGCUCGUCACUGGCAAGGAUUAGGAUAUUUAUUAAUCUAUUUAUCUGCACGACCAGAUAUGCAAAGACGUCGGGUUACAAAUUGGAUGGCAAAUCAUAAUUUUCCUUUUGGGAUGACUUUCUUCUUAAAUGGAUUAUAUUCAGAUCCACUGAAACAGAAAGCUCAAAUGUUAAAGACAGUUGUUGAAAAUGCAAAUUUACGAGUUCAUUGUGGUUAUGGAUCAGGUAAAGAUAUCAAUUUAUAUCGUUCUCUUGGUUUAUCAACCCAAAACAUCUUUCUAGUUGGCAAAGUCUCUCGAACACAAGCAUCAAAUGGAACUCCAUUAUCACAAGGAUAUUCGUCGCACUUAUCUUCAUUAAUCAAUGGUCAUACUUUAUCUAGACCUGCUAUUGGAUCAAUGAGUGUAGCAGUGCGUUGUUGUCCUUUUGAUUUACCAUCAGUUUAUCCUUCAUCACCUUUAUUAAUGGAAUCUAAUUUGCUUCGAAACAAUUCUUUUAAAUUUUCACCUCAAUUAAGUCAACGAUUAUUAUUUAAUGAUGAAAUAGAUCAGAAUACAUUGUAAUAUUCCUAAUACUUAUUAUCUUAUUCAAGUCAUUCAUCAUUCAUGUAAGCUUCAAUGUUAUAAAUAGAUGAGAAAUUCAAACUAUUUUUUAGAGUCCAAUUAUUUGGGUUUUUUUGUAUAUUGAUCAAAUAAUUUUACCCUUAUUUUCAUUUAUACUAUAUCAUUUCAAUUUUUUUGUUGUGAAAACCUUUCAGUUUAAUUCUGACAAAGGUUUCCCAUUUGUUUGUCACUAACAAAAACAUUAACCCUAGAACUUUUAUCUUGUAAAUCUUCGUUUUAAUUCGAUGGCUUGGGACCGGCAGUAACCCCAGGAGGAGCUACAGACGGAGUUGGGCUGGAGAAUGCUAGUCGAUGGCCUAUGCUCCAUUAGGAGUAACAGGUGUAAGUAAAAGAUCAUUACACAACUACGUUGCUCCUUUCCAAAUUUUGUUGAUAUAAGAUGAUGUAUCCAUGCUUACCAAUUUAUUAAGAGAAUAUAAUCUUUUCACUAACAAAAACAUUAACCCUAGAACCUUUAUCUUGUAAAUCUUUGUUCUUUUUUCGAUGUUUCACAUAUUGUUUUUAAUUUUACAUUCUUUACAUAUAACUUACAUACUCGUCAUUCACUUGAAAAUUAGAAAUUAUUCAAAGGUCGUAAUCAUUCCUCAUCGUCAUCUUGUAUUGUAUUAAUUAAGUGCAUAUAUAUUACACAACUGGUUAGCGUUUUUUUAGCGAGUUGGUUUUCUACGGGAUGGAGUCGCUAACCCCAUGCCCAACCGUCCUCCCUUACUCGGGCUUGGGACCGGCAGUAACCCCCAGAGGAACUACAGCCGGAGUUGGGUCGGAGAAUGCUGGGAGUAACAGGCGUAAGUAAGUAAGUAAAAAAAUAUUACGCAACUACGUUGCUCCUUUCCAAAUUUUUGUUGAUAUAAAAUGUAUCCAUGCUUACCAAUUUAUUAAGGGAAUAUAAUCUUUUCGUUGUCCCAUUGAAAUGAAUCAACAUAAUUUCCGACUAUUAAACUGUGAUUUGGUUUUUUUUUAUCAACUACAAAUUAAAUCUUUUAUAUAUUCCUAACUAAUUAUUCCUGUAUUCUGUACAAUUUAUAAUUGAUAGUUCACUUAUAAGAUGAACUCAGUUUCUGUUUGAAUAUACACUUUUCAAUGUUGUCAAAUUUUUGUCGAAUUGGUUCCAAAGUUAUAUGAGAUUAAAUAUGUUUUGGUUGUAAAAUUCUUUUACAGAUUUCUAAUUUUCUGUUCUGACCAAUGUGUUUCUAAAAAGUAUGUUUCCUGCGCAUUUGUUUCAACAAAUAAUAAACUUAUGUGAUCCUUUCAUGAAUUUCUGAUUGCUUAUACUCAUUUAGUAUUGUUUGUUUGAAUCUUCACAUCGAUGUGUUAGAACUACAACUGGUCAGUCUUUAGGACUCAGUGGUCGAGUGGAUAACGCGGUGGCGUUUGAAGCGAAAGGUACUGGGUUCGAGUCCCAAAGUGGACAUCAACUGUGAGAAGCUUUAAGCAUAUGGAAUGUAGAUAAAUGAUCAAUUGGAACCAUUCUUACUCAUAUCAACAGAAUACUAGACACGAAUUAGAUUAUUGACUGUUAAGAGUAAGUCACUAAAUAAUCUUAAUCAACUGUAAAAGAUAUUCAUGGGACAAAUCUACUUAGGUCAUGUAACCAGAACGCAAAUACUAUCUAGGAACUAUAGCUAACAACAGUGUGAUAUUAAAUAAGAAUAAUAAAUUUGUAAAAUUUCAGCGAAUGAAUUUGAAGUAAACCCAACGUUUCGCCUGGCAAUCUGGACCAAGCUUUUUCAAGGAAAUAUUUCCUCGCUGAGAUUUUAAAAAUAUAUUAUUCUUAUUUAAUGUCUUAAAUCAACUCCUCACCCAAUUACUGUGAAAUUAUUCGCUCUAAUUUAGACAAAAGUUCUUAUAUAAACCGUGUGAUAGUUAUGUCUAUGAGAGAUCCAUCAAAGAGUACUUCUUGAAAGACUUCCAAAGCCCCGUAUCGGCCAUCAGUAUAUGAAACGUUAACCGACCUUUUUCUCGAGUGUAACUAAUGAAGUUAUGCAUGUCAUCUAAAAUACUAAAAGUAUUGGUUGGCACAUAAAUGAUAGUUCAAUGUUCUUUUUUGAAAUCAUAACAUAUUCUUAGCAGGGACUCGUUCUUUUUGCUCCGAAUCUCUUUGAAUGUUUAAAUGAAUGAUGACAGUUUUCUAAACAUCCACAUAACUUCAGCGUUCUUAGUGUGCACCCAUAAAUAUAACUUUUAGGAACCGGUCAGUAGCGAUAUUUUUAAAUCUAUAUUUAUCCGUCGACGAUUUAAAAGACUUCAAGGUGGUUUAUUUAUUUAAACACAUAAAUAUUGGUACAAGAGAGCACCAGAUAUAUAUGCGCCACAAAAAUCUCAUUUGAUUUGUGUGAGGGCUAUGAUAUUGCCCAUGUGCCCAAACUGAAGCAGGUAGUUUUCUUAGGGGGGCCACACCCGGAGCCUUUGACCUAAAGGUCUGACCAACAAGGCACUGGAGCAUCGUAAGGAGAUGCAGUCUCAUGGUGGCGAGUGACCAACGACUGAUUCAUACGCCAUUUGUCCCCUCAGUAUACUGAAGCCCAUGUAGACCAUUGGUUUGGAAUGAAGGUUUUCCAACUUCCUUAGGUGGACUCGCCGUGUCCACCUACCCGGUUAAAACGUCGGACAUUGGCUUUUCGUCCUCCCAACUUCGUAAAAAACACCCCCGCCACGAGAAGGCAAUGAGUAAGGCCUCCCUUUCAAAGGCUGUAUACGCGUGGUCUUGUGAGAGCAUUUGGAGAUGGAGAGCUGGCUUUCCCCACUCUCGGCCGUACCGGGGCAUUCGGGGCAGGUUUGUGUUAUCUUAUACGUGGAGUAAGUUAAAUAUGAGAUCCGAAUUAUAAAAUAUUGGACCGUUGACUAUGGAAUAAUAAAUGAUAUGAUCCCUACAGAAAUUAACAAAGUAAAUAAGUAUUUUAUUUAUAAUAUUUUAGUCCACCACCUAGAUUAAAUUGUUACCUUUGGUAUUUUCAUUCUGUUUUUUUGUUUACGCUGUAAAUUAGCGAUAUACUUCAAUGUGUUUAAUGUUAUCUAGUUUUUUUCUGUAACGUCAACUUUAAAAGUAAACCAUUUUAUUUACGUCAAUAAUUUCUGUACAUUUUUUUCUGAUUGAUAUUUUUGUGUAGUUAUGUUCGCAUGAAUGAUCAUUUUUCCAAAUGUCUAUCUAUGAAAUCUGCUUCUCCUGCAUUAUAAUUAAUUUUUCGACUGGAAAAUAUAAACGGACAGUUUUUCUAUGCAAAGGUUCAUUACUGUGGAUAGGACGUGAUGAGCGAGCUUGAAACUAAAGGUUAGAGGAACAUUAAAUAAGUGCAUUACGCCAAUCUGAAUUUAAACGUAUUAUAGUCUUUAAUUUUAAGGCUAGUCCUGAUUGUCAACAGCCACACGGUCUAUUUUCUGGUGUUGGACCGAGAAAGAAUUAGGCAGAAGUAAUUCGAGUUUUAUGUCACGUAAUAAUCAAGCAAGCAUUCAGUGAAAGGCUUGUGCAACAGCUCUUCAAGUUACAACUUUAGGUUACGAUAACUCUUGUGCUCGAUGUAGCGCAGUUCAAUAACUAACUAAACUUUUGAGUUCACCUCAGAUCCUAUCUCGGAAGUCAGCUUUAUUAUAAGACAGCUACAUACAUCAGAAGAUAACAUUAUUGAACUUCCCGAUUAUCUUACCUGUCUUCUGAACGUCAGAUAAGAUUAUACACCCAUAAACUUCACAAAUGCUCUUCAUGUCAAGCACUAUGAAAGAGCGGAAAGUAAUUUGUAUUGGUGCCAUAAUUGUUACGGUGGGAGUUAUUGCUGUUGCAAGAGGUCUUAUUGUCUGGCCAAUGGUAAGUGGUCAAUAGAAAACUUUCUACGCUCGCUCAUAUUAGUAACUACGAUACGCGAUUGUUGGAAUAUCUAUCUCGAUGUAAUUUUAUGUACAAAUUUCUUGAAGUUGCAAAGAAUUAUAUUGUUUGAGACCAACUGUCAACAAAGAGUUUUCAUCAAUACCAACGAAUUUUGAACUAGUAUUUCUUUUUUAAAUGAAAUAAAUUUGUUAAGAACAUGAGAUGCCUUUUUUAAGCUUUGUGAGACUGAAUAAUUUAACAAUAAACGGUCAAGUUGUUUACAACCGUCAUUUUACAAUCACCGUAGCAACUAAUCACAUUCAUGCACAAAUGUCUGGUUUUUUAUCAUUUAUUUUAUCUCUGCGGAUCGUAGUUAACGACAUGUUCAUUACUGUUGAUCUAAAUAUAUAAUUUACUUGAACAAUUAGGGAUCCUAGCAUUUCUAAGUCUUUAUAUGGAACGGAAUUUAAUUAGCUAUAUCUGUAGCCCCUGUCUUUUCUUAAAAUGUGAGAUGGUUAUAAUGUAACAUCAAAUAAUUUGGGUCGACUUACACUAAGUACCUUGAGCUCUUGACUUUCGAAACAAACACUUCAUGUCCCACUGCCUAGGUUCAGCCAGUUAACCGACUUAAUCGAUCUGUUAACAACUGGAACUGCGCUUUAAUAUGACUACAGAUGCUCCCGAGAAACUAUGAAAUUGGAUCACUUUUCUUUACCGGUUCAUAAACCCGUUGUGUAUUUAACGGAUUGAUUAGUCAAAACAUUUAUAAUAUGCAAUAAGAUAGUCCUGAGAACGUUACGGUACCGACUAGGUAAAGCUAACAACUCCGAUUUAAAACUUCAGUUUAAAAUUGGUAAAUUGCGUCCGCAAUAUAUCCGACAACAUAUCUCCAAUCCUUCCUUUCACCACAUUUGAUCUUGUUUCAUCAAAGAAUGAUGGUGACUGUCCAUCUAACUUAAUCUUAUUCAACCAUGUAUACGACAUCAUUGAUACGUGAAGCAAUAAUUGCAAUAUUCCUUAAACAUUUUCAUGAUAUAGAAGGAUUUAACUAUAUCAUUUCUCGUAAUCCUAUUAAUUCUUCGUCGCUAUAAGCAUAAACGCCCUCGACAUUUUGGCUUUGGCCUUUUAUUAAUUGUCGUGAUUGCUUCCGUGUUUUAGACUACGCAAUUUUUGCUACUGGAAUAGGCAGUUUUUAGGAUAGAUCUGAAUGCAGUUUGAAGGAUUUAUAAACGUUUUAAAGUAAUGUAACAAUAUUAAGCUAAUUUAUUUUAAACAGCCGUAAAACACAUGAGCCAAGUCAACGCAAAUGCAAGAUAAACAUUUUUAAGAAUGUAGUGCUAUCUAUUACAUUAAGUCCGUCUAGCCAUUUUCUCUGAAGUGGUAUAACGACAUCGGAGAGAAGCAAUAUAAUAAAACGUUGGUGCAUCAAUGAACGCUUGUUGAAUUCUGACAGAACUGUAUAAUGUUAACGAUGGCGCGUCAUAUGAAUGCUGCCUUGAGCAGAUGAACUGUUAGUAGUAUAUACCUCAGGCUUCAUACAGUUUAUAAAACAGAAAACCUGUUUCAUUUAUUUCGGUGUUUCUUGGUACCAGUUUCUAGGCAGAUGCUAUAAUAGCCUUUAUUGAAGGAAGAUUUUUUAUCGGAGUACAACUCAAGAAGUACUAUGUAAUUGCGUUCUGGAUAUACAAUUUAGACACUGUAUUAAGACCAUUUAUUCAACGUUGACAGUGGUGACUUUUCGGCAUUACUUCUUUUAUUUUAAUUAUUCGUACCAAAUUGACAGGAUCACUGAUGUUGUGGUGUGGUCUACUUAUAUCC
Messenger RNA from Schistosoma rodhaini, 9683 nucleotides. Lineage: Eukaryota; Metazoa; Platyhelminthes; Trematoda; Strigeidida; Schistosomatidae. The record is from the annotation of a GenBank genome assembly.